AUGUCGUCCGUCGCACAUUCCGCAGAGCACCCGUCCCGCUCCUGGUGGUCAAUGUCCUCCAAGAACCAGACACAGCGAUAUUCAACAGAAAAGCAGAAACAAAAGUCGCCUCUCAACACUAUCGCCUCCGCCUUGGGCCUAAAGGCCAAGAAGAGCCCAACUCUCACUAUCGAAGACCCUCCUUUGCCAAUCCAACCUCCUCCUCAACCGUCCGUCGCGCCUCUCCCCAAAUUCACAAACAGACCGCCCUCUAAAUCCGUUUCCUCGACUCUCUCCAGAGCAGACUCUGCCGAGCCCAGGACACCCUCCGACAUCAACUACAAUCCGUCACGACAAUCUCUGCUGACCUUGUCAGACACUGAUCCAUUUGCCGGCCGGGGCAUAGUCACCAUCGCAAGCCCGACAGAUCCAACACGUCUCUCAGCAUACUCAAAUGGCUCGGGAAACGACAUAUUCCACACAAAACAGGUCGACUUUCCCCACAACCGCACAUCCUAUGCCUCUAGUUCUUCCCAGUCCCAGGGGCACGGUACCGCCAAUGACUCGCUCCAUCUCAAGCGCACACUCUCUCCCAUUUCGCCUUCCGAUUCUCUCCCAACAACCAGAAUCCACAAAAAGGCGUCGGAGAGCAACAUUUCAAGCGCUAUCGGCCGCACGAACUCCUAUACAGCCGUUGAGAGGGCAACCCGGCCACCUCCACCAUUGCAUAAAUCGGGCUCGUCAAACACACUUGUCGCACCGUCAGAGAAAGGAAAACGCCCCGCCAUGCGCCCAAGAGGCUUGACCGAUAACGUCACGACACAGAAAUCAGGUUUCUUCGUCGAAACCACAGCCUCCAAACCCGCCCCAUCUCCCAGAACACCCACAACCAAACCUCCUCCCUCUGCCUCGAAACCUAUUUCACCCCGUGUUGUCAUCCGCCAAGCGUCUUUGCAGCACCUGAAUCCCCCUACCGCACCGCCGAGCCAGAAACUCCCUGCAACCCCCCAUUCUCCUGUCGACGACGAUUCUUAUCUAGUGCCCGGUGUUUCCACGGGUUCUUCUACGAUAUCUUUUGCGUCCUCAACCUCAUCAAGGGACCUAUACCCCAACAACCCUGCGAUACCCCAUGAGCGACCACGACGAAUAUCGGAUCGAAGUUUCUUCUUGACGGGCGGCCCAGAAGCCUCCCAGUCAGAACGCUCAAGUGCCGUUCAACCUCCCCUCUCCCCUCCCGCUCCUCUGAAAAAAGCAGUGUCACAUCAGAAUUUGCGAAAGAAGGGAAAUUCAUUCAGCACCGGGUCUCAAGCGCCGUCAGCGUUCCCAGCAGACACAGAGAACCAGCGGACUCCUCAAAAACCCCGUGCUUUUCCUCUGCCUCGAAUUCCAAUGCCUCCCAUGCCUGGGUCCAUCCGUCACUCGAGUUCAUCCCAAUCCGCGCCAGGCGAACCCAACCCAUCCAACUCAGAACCCAAGCGCACCAGCUCAAGCUCUGGUGGCAGGAAACGCCUCUUCUCUGGCUCAAGCUUACGGAGACCUUCAACCUCUUACUCAACUUAUGGCGACGACGAUAGUCAGUCUGUCUUCAGUAUGAAAUCCGAUCAAGACAUGUAUAUCAGCAACGCCUUUUUCAAGCCUUGGAUAACCACCCAGUCUACCAACUCUUUCUGGGACGAAGCCACUCCAGACGCUCUACCGAACAGCCCUAUGCGUGUUCUCGGGAACGAAUUUGGAUCCCAGCAAGCGUCACCCGCGUCGACCUUGGGCAAAUCUGACCUCAAUCCCGCAAGCUCCAGGCAACGCGGAACGUCCGUCCGUUCGGCGGAGACGCUUGCUUCGGAAAUGGCGGAAUCGGCGAGCGACCACGUACGCCGUUUCCAACGUUCCAACACCAUUACGCUCUCGCCUCGCAACAACAGACUCGACGCUGGCCAAAAGACGUCUGCACCGUCGAGACCAUCAACAGCACAACCUACCACCAGCACGAACGCGAGUACGACGGCGUCGGAUGCAGUUCCCGACCCUAUUGAACAGUCUUACCAACCUUCGGUUUCUCCACCACCUAUGAUUAAUAGCUUGCCGCCUCCACCUCGUCGUCAACGAACUCCGGUUGUCUUGCCACCAUCGGAGCCCGAACCUCCAGCCAAAUCCUUACCACCUCCACCACCCAUGCGGUUACCCCAACCACCCCGCAUAAAAUCGGUGACAUCUAUAGAGAAAGCCCUUCAUCGUCGCUCCAUCAUGAAGAAACCUUCAUUUUUGGAGAUCGACGACGACUCUUCAGAGGAGGAGGAAGAUGACCAAGUGGUGCCCCCUGUUCCAAUAUUAAACAGGACUGUUGUUGGAAGCGCCGUCGGAGACAGUUUCCUGGAUUUUGCCAGAGAGUCGUUCGAUACUGUUCGGAGUACAUGA
Coprinopsis cinerea okayama7#130 is the source of this 2391-nucleotide messenger RNA. RefSeq lists its product as hypothetical. Lineage: Eukaryota; Fungi; Basidiomycota; Agaricomycetes; Agaricales; Psathyrellaceae. Bases 1 to 2391 code for a protein of 796 amino acids. The record is from RefSeq and is a predicted model, not a curated record. The transcript has 2 exons.